This is a messenger RNA of Oncorhynchus kisutch (coho salmon), 1832 nucleotides long. RefSeq names its product heterogeneous nuclear ribonucleoprotein A0-like. The coding region runs from base 97 to 999 and encodes 300 amino acids. Lineage: Eukaryota; Metazoa; Chordata; Actinopteri; Salmoniformes; Salmonidae. Gene Ontology annotation, cellular component: catalytic step 2 spliceosome. The transcript has a single exon. The record is from RefSeq and is a predicted model, not a curated record. Gene Ontology annotation, molecular function: mRNA 3'-UTR binding. Gene Ontology annotation, biological process: mRNA splicing, via spliceosome.
CGCCAGACGUCAUUGCGUCGCCGGUAGCUUCUUUUAAAGCGAUGCGAUUUUGUCAGGUUACAUUUUAUUUGCUGUAAAACAACUCUGCUAGUAAUCAUGACUAACCAACUUUGCAAACUAUUUGUCGGUGGCUUGAACGUCGAGACUACAGACGAUGGCCUUCGUCAACAUUUCGAGCAGUACGGCCAGUUAACCGACUGCGUAGUGGUCCAGAACCAGCAGCUACAAAGGUCCCGCUGUUUCGGCUUUGUAACCUACUCAAGUGCGGAGGAGGCCGACGCAGCCAUGGCCGCCAGGCCACAUGUCGUCGAUGGUACCAACGUGGAGUUAAAAAGGGCCGUUGCACGGGAAGAUGCUGGUAGGCCAGAGGCACUCGCCAAAGUAAAGAAAAUAUUUAUUGGUGGGCUGAAAGACGACAUUGAAGACGAACAUCUGAAUGAUUAUUUCUCUCAAUUCGGCGCAAUUGAGAAGGCCGAAGUCAUCAGCGACAAAGAGACUUUCAAAAAAAGGGGAUUCGGCUUUGUCUACUUCGAAGAUAAUGACUCUGCCGACAAAGCGGUAGUGCUGAAGUUCCACACCAUCAAUGGACACAAAGUGGAGGUGAAGAAGGCCCUCACCAAACAAGAGAUGCAGUCAGCCGGUGGUCGUGGUGGCCGGGGUGGGAGAGGAAUGAGGGGGUCUCAAAAUGGCUACGACGGCGGAAGAGGUGGCGGCUACGGCAGCUAUGGCGGUGGCUAUGGAGGAAACGAUGGCGGCUACGGUGGAGGAUACGGCAACGGAGGUGGUUACGGUAACCAAGGGGGAUACGGAGGAGGUUAUGGCGAUCAAAUGGGGGGCAGUUAUGGUGGGAACGGUUACAAUGACUUUGGCGGAGAUUAUGGUCAGCAGUCUUCCGGUUAUGGUGCAAUGAAGGGGGGUAGCUAUUCAGGCAGGAGCGCUGCACCGUACUCCCGUGGAGGUGCCGGUGGCUAUGGCAGGGGUGGAUAUGGUGGUUAUUAGAUGCCGUUGACCUCUCAACCCCCAAUUUGAAAUGUUCAUAAUUUCUGAUUCAAUGAACUGAAUUUACACACGGGCCAGAGUGCCCUAUUUCUUUGUUGCUCCAAUUUAAAAGGACUCGCGCCCCUCACCCACCCUGAUUUAACCCCUAUCCUACCCCCUCCAUCUGGACUACACCAUUGUCCCUAGGCGGCGUUACUAAAGACAUUAUGGACUUUGUUACCAGUUCAACUUUAUGACUUGUCGAUGUAGUUUCGUGGUUCUUUAAACAUUUUUUUUAUUAAAUUGUAGUUAACUUCCCUGCUUCAAGACUUUCCUAUGAUACUGUAUGUCAGGGGUGUCAAACUCGUUCCAUGGAGGGUCUAGUGUUUCCAGCCUUUUCCCCCCCUUUUCAAUUACGCCCUAGGCUUCAGUGUGGGGAGUUCCUUACUAAUUAUUGACCUUAAUUCAUCAAGUACAAGGGAGGAGCUAAGACACUCGGCCUUCUGUGGAAUGAGUUUGACACCUGUGCUCUGUCCUUAGUACCAGCAAGGUUAAUAACAAGUCAAAUUGCUUUGCAACAUGAAACUCAGGGGUAUUAAUGGAGUUUAAAGCAAUCUUCAUGAAUGCUUGAGUGGUUUAAGAUCAUAAAAUUUCGUGACAGUGUUUUGAGGAAUUGAAAGAACUAUGGUUAUUGUUUUUAAUGGUUACCUCCUAAUGCUUUUCUCCGUCCAAUAUGUGCUGUUCAAUACCUUGUAAAUCAAUGCAGUUGUGGAAUGUUACUAAAAUCCUGAAUUAGUUGACUCUUGAGUCUCACUCCUUUGCCUGUAAUAAAGUUUUUAAUGUUGUCAAUUUAA